CUCAAACUCUUUCCCUGUGAGCUCAGUUCUCAGGACAGGGAAAGAAGAAGAGCAGAACAUGGGAGUAUACUGAAUGAAGACCUCUCUUCAUCUUUUUUCUCCCAUCCUUCCACCAUUGGUAGCCCAGUGGGGCUGCCUGAAGACUCUCACCCUUUCCAUCAGACCAGGCAGCUUCUGAAAACUCAGAUUACUCUGAGGAUGCUGGUGUUGGACAACCAGGACGAGCUGCAGGUGCUGAAGAAAGAGCUGCAAAGUCACUUUCCGGAGUCCCUGAAGGUCUAUGGGGCUGUACUGAACAUUUGUCAAGAAAACCCCUUUCAUCAAGAGGUACUUGUGGAUUCCUGGCCCAGUUUUCAUGUCGUCAUUGCACGGCCCCAAAGAGAGAAACCUUCAUCAGAGACCAACUAUUUUGCUCGAUCCUGUGCAGUUUUUUAUACGGAUCUGGGUGCCUACCAACAAUUGGUUACGGAUACAGAUGCCAUUGAUUGGGGCCAGGAAUUCCUACUGCAAGGGUUGCAGAAUGGUGUAUUUCAGACAUCCCAGACCCUGGCAGCCAUCAAAAACUUCACUACAAGACUGGUGUCUCAUACUCGGGUUUUCGUUCUAAAGAAGCCCAUGGAUCUGUCUACUGCCACAUCCACGCUAGGCUCAGAGAUGAAGCUCUCAUUCCUCAACAUGACCCAAGCCACCCUGCUGAAUGAAACUUGGAGCGUAGGUGGCACUGAGCAGAGCCUCCAGUACUUAACUCAGCUGAUCAGCUCUUUUCCCAGCUGUUGUCUUCUAGAUGCUGGAGGAUCUCCCAUCUCUUGGGUCCUGCUGGAUCAGUUUGGAUGUUUGACCCACGCUUACACCAUGCCAGCUCACCGGGGCAAAGGCUACAUUCAUCUGGUGAUAGCAGCACUAGCCCAAAAACUAGAGAAAAUGGACUACCUAGUGUAUGGGGAUGUCCUGGAAAACAACACAUCUAUGAAAAGGGCCAUGAAAUGCCUUGGGGCCAACUUUACUUCUUGCUUUUUGUCCUAUGACUUGCAUACCCCCCUGGCCCAGAAAUAAGAGGCACUUCAGAUACUGAGAACCACAGCCUGAUUUCUAAACCUUUGCAAAUAAUCAAGUAACAAUACAAUUGCUUACUACCCAUCUCAAAUUUUUGUAGCACUGUUCUCUAGCUGACAAUACCCAGGGAUUACAGUUUCUCAGUUAAUCGUACCAAAUGUAAGCCUACCAGGAAGUCUGAAAUCUUUGCUCAACCAACCAAGAAUGCAGCUGAGCUUCCUUGAGAUCCACUGAAGCUCUUGUAUCUCCCUCCCAUGAGGGGGUGCCUCAGUGGUAGAUCAUCUGCUUGGCCUGUAGAGGGUCUCAGGUUCAGUCCUUGGUGAAAGACCCAAGGCCCUGGAGAGCAGAAAUCACUCUGAGUAGAUAGACAAUGCUGACUUUGACGGGCCAGUGGCCUGGUUCAGUACAAGGCAGCAUCCUGUGUUCAUGUGUCUGAGAAACCAUGACACUGAUAAUGAAUGCCUAUGAACAGUGCUUGAAAGAAAACCAGACUUUCCUUCUAGAGUAAUGAUACUUUGACAUGUAAAAGCCCAAUCUUAUGCAUACUUACUCAGAAGCAAGUCUGUGUCCAUGGAACUUUCUCCUGAAUAAGGGCAUUACACCACUGCUUGCAAAGUUGAUAUAACUGACUGUUGAGAAGGAGUGUGCAUGCAGACAAAAGCUUAUACCAAGAACAAAACGUGGCUGGUCUUAAAGGCGCCACUGGACUCACACUUUUUUUCUGCUGCUUCAGACCAACACAGCUUCCUACUUGGAGAUAUGUACUAUUACAAUACUUUAAUUUUGUGAUGUACAAAAUCUAAUUAAAACAUA
This is a messenger RNA of Sphaerodactylus townsendi, 1866 nucleotides long. RefSeq names its product glycine N-acyltransferase-like protein 3. Bases 199 to 1053 code for a protein of 284 amino acids. Gene Ontology annotation, cellular component: mitochondrion. Gene Ontology annotation, molecular function: glycine N-acyltransferase activity. The transcript has 6 exons. Lineage: Eukaryota; Metazoa; Chordata; Lepidosauria; Squamata; Sphaerodactylidae. The record is from RefSeq and is a predicted model, not a curated record.